GUGGUACCUUAAGGUGGGCGAACUGCCCGUUUAGGUAGGCAUGUACGUACCUAAGGUACCUACCCGGGCAGGUAGUGAGGCUCUGUAAGCGACCGUCGAGACAUCGCCCGCUUGCCUACCUCCCAUUGAGGCUCUGCAAUGGAGGAUAAGAGCCCCCGAAUUCCCCGGGUGCCGGGAAUGGGUGCUGGCUCACUCACACCCAUUUCCUCCUCUCCCAGUACGACAUGUGUAAACAAUGGCUAUCGGUCUCGGUCAACCCCAACCAAUGCCUCGCGAACAUUGGCCAAAAGGCCAUACCACCGCGAAGCACCUCGGGAUUACAACGCUUGCCUUAUGAGAUAAUGGCUUAUAUUGCAAGCUACUUGGACAUAGAUGAGAUCUUUGAUUUAUCGCUAUGUUGUUACCACUUUCAGUAUUUAAUGAGAGAAGAAAGCUUCUGCAAGGCUAUCGUUACCGCUAAGGCCUUGUACACGAUAGAGGCACAGGAGGCGCAGCAGACUGGUCAGUUCUCGCGAGCCCUUAGGCGAGUUGCAAAGAGACGUCGAGCACUCUCCCAGGCGUCUCCUUACGCAGUGGGCAUCGUCGGCCUUGCUGACUCUUACGAGUACAUCCACGGCGUACUCUGCUACAUCGUAGAGUCUCGGCCCCAGCGGUGGUUACGUAUUCUCGACCUUCACCGCUCCGCCACCUGCGAGUUUGUCGUGGAUAUCCCAGUCCUGAUCCGCGAGGCUGUGCCAAGGUCUGCCAGAAGUCGGAAGUACAAGUUCCGAGUCUUGUAUCAUGCCAAUGGUAUUACGUCGUGCUUAUUCUCCUUUGCGUUGCCCAAUACGGAAAAUUGGCUCUUAAUCUUCAAUGCCGAAAAAAAGAGGCUCGUGGCUAAGAUGCAGCUGGAGUCGGCCGCCAAGAUAUUCGUAAGAAACAACAAGGAAUAUCUAUACUUCGGGACACAUUCGGAAGAAGGCGCGGAUGGAUAUAGGAAAUGGGUCCUCACUGGUUUCAGGAUCUACGACUGCCAUUGGCUCCCCCAGAAGCUGCACUUGACAAACCUGGUUGGCUACGACGUCGGCUCUACCGUGUGCUUCGAAAUUAUAGACAACCACUUCUACGGGCUCUCGAACCAGACGGAUUUCGAGAUCAGGGAGACGGACUGGACCUCCUAUUACUAUUGCUUUCGCUUUCCCCUCGGCGAUCCUGACUAUAAGACGCAAACCAUGAGCAAGGACGAUAGCUGGAGGAGACAGCAUGUUGAGGGCCCUAUAGACGACAGGUGGGGGUUCCUGAAACUGGAAAAAGACGAAGCAUCCGGCAAGGUCAAUAUAAUCGAGUCCCGGAAGGAAUGGCUUUCGGGGAGGAGUGGCAGUCGACGGACCUAUUACAUCACUGAGGUGUUUUUCCGCUCGGAUGAUGAAGUAGCGGACGACGCGGAGCAACUCCCCGUCAUACCUCGAACGAUGGGCUCCAUCCUCAAAUCUAUGGACAAGUCCCAUAAUAAGCUUUCACGAUUCCAUCUACCUACCAACAUACACCUGGGAGACGACAGCUCGACCAUGCCGAUGUUUACACGGAGCCAAACGUAUUUACGUUCCUAUCAGCGGAGCUGCAGCGCCUACUUAGACCUAGUCGACGACGUCUCUAACGGGUCUCCGAAUUCCCGCUGUUUACGAUUAAGGGCCGGGCAUAGGAAAUUAAAGCCUAUCUCGUGGUCAGAGACAGAGACAGAUGACGGCGAAACCAACAUGGAUAGCCAAUAUACACAGCUUUACCAACCCAACAAAAUCUACUUCUGGCCUCCAAAACGGAAUCCAGCCAACCAGACCAAAUUCUUAAACAAAAUUUACCGAAUUCUCAACCCUCCCGAUUGUAUAGACAGCGUUACCGCCACAGGUGACGAACGAUCCCUAGUUUAUGCUAUUGGAGAGGAUCAAAACGGUCUAAAAGUGCUGGUCUAUAUCAGCUUCGACCCAGCAGCGAGGUUAGCGGGUAUGCAGCGUGAGCAGUACAUAUUAGGGGAACAGGACGUGGUAGAGAUCCACGGCGAAGAGACUUACAGUAUCGCGCCAAGCCCCGAGGGCGGCGUUGGACGUAUGGGUAAGGGCGUAAUUACCAACGAAUUUUCUCGGCGUCCGUUGCCCUCAUACAUUUCCAACACUCCAUCUGUAGCCGUGGUACCUCCUGAGGAAAGAGACGAUUCGACCUGGGCCUGGGUCGAAAACGCUAUGUAUCGGGACCUAAGUGGGAAUUACUUCACUUUUGCCCUCUGAAAUUGACGAACCGACGUGUCGUGGUGUACACACCCUCCCUGUUGGUUAAGAGUUGCAUCCAUGUAUAGGCCGCGUUUCAUCCUGCAGGCUGCGUACGACAACGACAGCUAAGUACUUGUACCUAGAAUGAGAGCGUAGUUUCAAGUAAUAAUUUGGUCAGUGGCGUUUUCCCAAACCUUGGGUGGCAGCUUGUUGUUCGGAAUCGCUGAUGUCUGGCUCACUGCCUC
Molecule: messenger RNA, 2488 nt
Organism: Durotheca rogersii
Lineage: Eukaryota; Fungi; Ascomycota; Sordariomycetes; Xylariales; Xylariaceae
Exons: 2
Coding region: 225-2261 (678 amino acids)
Molecular function (GO): protein binding
Source: RefSeq, a predicted model, not a curated record